UUUCAUCAUCACUUUCUAUUGAAAAGAAAAUAGAAAGAGAUAACACAUACUACAGUCUUGCAAUUCCAUUGCUUAUUACAGUAACUUCACAAUCCAGUCCAAUCCAUGGCUCUUGCUCAAGCUCCAACCUCUGCUUCUCUCUCCGUCUCUCUUCGCGAUGCUCGUGUUUUCGCCACAAGAAACUCUCCUUCAGCCUCUGCGAAGUUUCUUAAACCCAGUUUGUCUCCAGUUCGAGCAUCCUUCGCCACUGGUUCCCCACUAUUGAUUCCGGGGAAUCAUGGAAGGAAGACAGUAUAUAGAGCAAUGCCAGUUUCAAUAAGAUGUGAACAAAACACUAAGGAUGGGAACGGUUUGGAUGUAUGGCUAGGCCGGGGAGCCAUGAUUGGUUUUGCAGUUGCCAUUACUGUUGAAAUUACUUCAGGAAAAGGACUCCUAGAGAACUUUGGUCUCACAAGUCCAUUGCCUACAGUUGCCCUGGCCGUAACAGGACUGGUCGGUGUCUUGACCGCAGUUUUCAUCUUCCAGUCAGCCUCAGAGAACUGAUCAUUUAUUUAGGCUGGUUAUGUUUGUUGUAAAUUCUUUAGUUUCAAAUGAAAUUUCAUUUUUCAAGUAACAUUUUUAUCACUAUUUUGUUGUAAUAUUUGUAUUUGUGAAAGAAUUUACAUCAUCAUCCUGAAAGGUUAAAGUAAUAGAAGCAUCAAUUGGCUGAAUCCAAAGGCAAUUUUCAUUUUUCGUAUUA
Vicia villosa (hairy vetch) is the source of this 739-nucleotide messenger RNA. Its product is annotated as stress enhanced protein 1, chloroplastic-like. The coding region runs from base 106 to 543 and encodes 145 amino acids. The transcript is spliced from 4 exons. The record is from RefSeq and is a predicted model, not a curated record. Gene Ontology annotation, biological process: cellular response to high light intensity. NCBI's taxonomy places the organism in Eukaryota, Viridiplantae, Streptophyta, Magnoliopsida, Fabales, Fabaceae.